This is a messenger RNA of Geosmithia morbida, 2010 nucleotides long. Its product is annotated as Conserved fungal protein. The record is from RefSeq and is a predicted model, not a curated record. Gene Ontology annotation, biological process: endoplasmic reticulum unfolded protein response. Bases 1 to 2010 code for a protein of 669 amino acids. NCBI's taxonomy places the organism in Eukaryota, Fungi, Ascomycota, Sordariomycetes, Hypocreales, Bionectriaceae. The transcript has 3 exons.
AUGGCUUCCUCCUCUUCGCCAUCUGGCGGCACCUACGAUAAGGACCAGCUCUGCGUCAAUCUCCAGGUUGUCUCGCCCUCGGUCGGCGUCACCCGCCCUCUGAUCUUCCCCGGACUGCCAGCUUCCACCACGCUCAAGCAGCUCAAGGAGAAGAUCCGCCAAGCGCUGCCCUUCCGUCCUACCGACGAGAACCAGCGGCUCAUCGCCAGGGGCCGGGCACUGCUACGCGAUACCGAUACGCUGCUCGACGUUCUCGGAGACGCCAUCGUCCGCUCCAACGAGCAGCAGACGAUGCACCUCGUCCUCAGGGAGGCGCCUGCGCCGACCGUCACCGCCGCCGCCCCGCGAGACCCGAGCCCGGCUCCCCCGAUCGCAGCGUCGCAGCGACCGCCGUCGACUCUCCCGCAACAGCUCGGACCGCAGCCCCCGCCGGGCUUUCCUAGGAGAAACCCGGCCCAGCCCGCCGGCCCCUUCCCCGCGCCGCCGCCCGUGGCCACGCCGCCGGCCCCCAACAACGACGGUCUGCCGGCCGUGCAGCAUCAGCACAUGUCAAACUGGCUGGCUCAGCUCCAGCGGGACAGCAGGGCCCGCACCGUCGUCAACCAGAACCAGCGCACCAGGGCCAUGCUGGGCAUGCGCGGCAUCGGAGAUAACAACAACCCCGGCGGUCAGGAACCCACCAGCGGCAGGGCCAGCCCGGCCCUCGGGCACUACUACCGCGAGACGGUCGGCCCCAACGGCCAGACGUACCAGGUCGAGACCGUCAUCCGCGGGUCGGCCGGGGCCGGCAGCGGUGGCGGAGGAGGUCUAUCCCCGGCCGACGUCCAGAACAUCCUGCGCAACGCCGACCUGGUCCAGGCCACCAUGGCCACGGCCAACGCCAUGCACCGGAGCGCGUCCGGCGCCUCGCUGCACUCCAUGUACAACAGCCGGCCCCUCAACCAGCCCGGCGCCACGACCCCGGCCUACCCCCUCUCUGACUCGAGGGCGCCGAGCGGACGGGCCACACCGGACGCGGGCAUGCGCUCCACCAGCGCCGGCAGCGCCACCCUAGCACCCCCGCGCCAGGGAACCGAGGUGUACAUCCUGUCCUCCCCCGAGGGGCCCCGGGGCAUCCUCGUCAACAACAACUCGGAGACGUACUACACGCCGCGCAUACCCGCCCCGGCCGCCAGCUACCUCCGGCCACGGAGCCUCGUCACCACGGUGCAGGUGCAGGCCCAGCCCCCGCCACUCCAGGACGGCGUAGAUGACCCCGACAACCCGCAGGAGCCCGGUCUGCCGCCACUCCUCCUGCAGGCCUGGCCGCACAUCUGGCUCGUGUUCCGGCUGGCCCUGUUCGUCUGGUUCUUCACGUCCCCCCAGGCCAGCUGGGGCCGGUGGCUGUCGGUCAUCGGACUGGCCGUCUUCAUCUUCGUCGUGAGCAUAGGUGCCCUGCAGGGCAUCGUCGAUGUGGCGCGCAGGCCCAUCGCCCAGCACCUGCAGAAUGCCGUGCCGCGACUGGAACCGCACCGCCACCACAACCCCCGCGGCGCCGGCAACGACGGAGACGACGACGACGACGACAACAACAAUCCUGACCCGGCAAACAUGGCUGCCAGGCUGGUGGCCCGGAGGGAGCAGACGACGUGGCUGCAGAGCCAGAUCCGCCGCGCCGAGAGGGCAGGACUGCUCUUUCUAGCUAGUAUCGCCCCCGGCGUAGCGGAGAGGCACAUUGCCGAUCUGGAGGCCGAGGCCCGCGCGGAGAGGGAGCGUGAGAGAAGGGAGGCGGAAGCUGCGGCUGCUGAUGCGGCCAGGAGACGACAGGAGGAGGAGGAGGGGGAGGUGGUGGUGGUGGCGGUGGCAGGGGAAGGGACAGCAGCAGAAGCUGAAGCCGAAGCAGGAACUGAAGCUGGAGCUGGAGCUGGAGCUGAAGCUGAAGAAACGACGGCGACGACGACGGCAACUCGACCUGUCGACGAGGAUGGCAAUCAGCAACAGCGGUAUAGAGCCAAUUUGGUGGCCACGUGA